GCAUGGCUGCUUACGGUCUCGUACCGCCUUCUUUAGAAGCAAAAUUUCUAUUGUAAUAGUGUUACAACGGAUAACAGUAUUUUACCGGUAUUGCCCUUCGCCGAUCCAGCCCGACAGCAUGAGCACGACGACCGAUGAGACGUCGUCCAUGGCGAGCAUGUUCUCACGCAUGAUUGCCUCGCGCUUCACCAUUGGCGACGUGGACAGUAGCAGCAGCCAGCACACCAAGAAGCCGACGACGCCAACGAUCCCGGCCGAGCUCGAGCUCAAGAUCGCGCUCGUGGGCGGCAACGGCGUCGGCAAGACGUCGAUCGUGCGCCGAUGGCUCAAGCGACCGUACCAGUCGGCGUACAGCCAGACCAUCGGCGUCGACGUGAGCACGCUCCUCUACCCGUACGGUCCGUCCAAGCAGCCCGUCAAGAUCCAAGUCUGGGACGUCUCGUCCGCCGAGGUCGACAAUACGAGCUUGCACGAGCUCCUCUGCGACGACCUCGACGGUAUCUUCUUCGUCUUCAACGUCCAUCGCGUGAGCUCGAUUGCGGCCAUUGACGCGUGGCGAACGCAGCUUGCGGCGUUCAUCUCGUCGAGCGAAGUGCCCUUUUACCUUCUCUGCCACAAGGCCGACAUGCUACAGAAGCGCGUCAUGACGAGCGAUGACAUUGAAGCCUACGCGCGGACGGCCGGGUACCGUGGGUGGUCGUGGACCGUCGGGCGCAUGGGGUUGGGCGAAAGCGACCGCAACCCUGCCGUGAUCGAAGCACUCGACAAGAUGGUCGACUGCAUCUGCAAAAGCGAGCCGCUCGACGUCCUUGUCAAGGCGCGUCGCGCGAUGGCGUCGCCGCCCACGAUGCUGCUGACGCCAAACGCCGAGCGCUUCAUCGAGUCGACGCCACCGUGCUUCUCAUCGGCCGUGCUCCACGUGCCGACGCAAGCGAUCACAACGAUCCCGCGGUCCACAAGUGACGUUGACGCGCCGUCGGGCUUUGGCGCCAACUGGAUGUUUGGCGAUAUGAAAGGGCAGUAUCUCGAGGAAAAAGAAGCGUCGUCCGAAGUGGACUUUGCGUUUCACGACGUCCGCGCGCCGCCACCCAGCAGCGACGAUUCGCCUGUCUCCGCGAUGAGCCACGAGAGUGACGACGACGACGAGGGCUGGCAGUUCUUUGCCGGUAGCAUUGAGCGCCACAAGGCUGAAAACAUUUUGAGUGCACGAGGCGAAGGCGCCUUCCUCGUUCGCCGAAAGGACUCGCAGACGCUCGUGCUCUCGUACAACGGCGCCGACGACAUUCACCACGUGCUUCUCGAGUUUCACGACGGCCGGUACCACAUUGGGUCGGCCAAGUCGUCGCUCAACCAGCCGUCGUUUCCAACGCUCGCUGCGUGCCUCCAGAGCAUCCAGCGCUACGCGAGCCACGGCAUCGUGUUUCGCCGGCGCCAGCGCUUCCGUGUCGGGGAAAAGCCGACAGCGUCGAUUCUUCUCGAGCCCGAGACGACGCCGACGCCGCGCGCGCCGCCGCGAAGCGCGGGCAAGUCGGACAUGGUCUGGCGCGUGAGUACGACCGAGUCGGGCGCGCUGCCGCGCCUCCAGUCGAUGCAGGAGCGCCUCGACGUGCCACCAAUCCAGCGUCUACAAGUGCUCACACGUGACUUUUACGGCCGCCUCCGCACGCGUCUCCGCGCGUUGCUGCCCACGAGCUCCAAUGAGGAAGCCACAACGAUUCAAGAACUCCUCGCGGUGGCGCUGGUCGAAGAGCGUGAAAAUACACUGCAGGACGGUCGACGCACAGGCCUCGAAGACGCGUGGCGAAAGCUGGUCAAGGACAUGGAGUCGUGGAAUCAGAUCUUAGCGACGCUCGAAAUCACGGCCCCGUAAGUCUGAUAUGGACUGAUACGAUCUGGUAUUCCCAGUCGCGGUGCUCGUUUUGUCAAAACCUAAGAAUCAACACUGGACUGCACGGCAUAUGGUGUCAUGACAGUUGUCGUGGAUCGAUAGACAAUCUGUCCAUUCGUAUAGUAA
Messenger RNA from Saprolegnia diclina VS20, 2014 nucleotides. RefSeq lists its product as hypothetical. The transcript has 11 exons. Bases 119 to 1870 code for a protein of 583 amino acids. The record is from RefSeq and is a predicted model, not a curated record. Gene Ontology annotation, molecular function: GTPase activity; GTP binding. Lineage: Eukaryota; Oomycota; Saprolegniomycetes; Saprolegniales; Saprolegniaceae.